Molecule: messenger RNA, 531 nt
Organism: Symbiodinium natans
Lineage: Eukaryota; Dinophyceae; Suessiales; Symbiodiniaceae
Source: the annotation of a GenBank genome assembly
AUGGACUUUGCAGACGAAGUCCAUGACCCUGUGGAUGAUCUGUCUGACGAGCUUGAGGCCGAGCUGGACAAAUUGGGGCCUGAUGAAGCUGACCUUGAAUCUUCGUCCUGGCUCAAAAUUUCCUAUGUCAAAGACAAGAACAAGGGUGCCUUCGUACGAGUGGAGCAAGACAAGUGGAAACGCACCAUCCCAGAACUCUUGUCUGCAGAUGAGAGGGAAAUCGGUGGCAUUCUCACUGAGGAAGUGGAAGCGGACGAGGCAUUCUUUGACAAGGCGCUCUCACCCCACAAGAACAUCAUUCGGAAGACGGUAAGAGCCAUCCGGAAGGUUUACUGGAAGGCAUGCGCUCAGAAGUUCCUUGUGAACCGCAACGUGAUCCUUCACGCAGAUUCCGCCCGUUCAUACCGCGUGAAGCUGCCCGGAGUCCUGCGCGAUGCGGUGGCCCACAAGAAGCGAAGAGUCAAGACGAAAGGGCAAGUGGCUGUGGCUGAAGCCUACCUUCGUUCGCGUUUCGAAGCACAAGCUUCCUGA